This is a messenger RNA of Cicer arietinum (chickpea), 2268 nucleotides long. RefSeq lists its product as uncharacterized. The record is from RefSeq and is a predicted model, not a curated record. Lineage: Eukaryota; Viridiplantae; Streptophyta; Magnoliopsida; Fabales; Fabaceae.
AAUGACACACUUCUUGACUUGUUGUGUGUGAAAUAUGCAUGAUGUCCCACUCCUACCAGCACUCACAACCACAACAAAGACGGUUAUUAUCCCAAAACCAUCUGAACCAACAAAUUAAUAAUAAUAUUAUUCCUGCUUCUCAAACACUUCACAAACACAAACUACCCUCAUUUUCAACAUCAACUCCAACCCUCUCUUUCUUUGGCGCCAAGCUUGUAUCAUCAUCUAGCUCUCACCAACAUUAUGAAAAACAGCAACCUCAUAGCCCUCCAAUCUCAUGUUGUUUUAAUGUUUCUUCUAAGCGCUUCAAGUUUGGUUUUGCCGAGGUUUCUUCCAUGGAUACUGAUCAACUAGAUUUCUCAUCACUUAAAUCUCCCUCUCACAUUAAUAUUAGAAAAAACAAAAUUAAUGGGCUACAAAAGAGAGAGGAACUUGAAAAAGAGGUCUCUAUGCUUCAAAAGUUGUUAGACCAAGAAGAAAAAGUUCAUGAAAUAUUGGAUAUGGUGAAUAGUAGACCAAACGGUUCAGCUAUUUCUAUUCCCAAUUUUCUUCCUUCUAAGAUGAGAGAACUGUUAACAGAGCUAGUGAUGGUUGAGGGUGAGAUAGCUAGACUUGAAAGCCAAAUUAGCCAACUUCAAGCUGGUUUGAAACGUGAACAAGAAGUCACAAAGGAAUCCAAGUCAAAAACAUGGAACCAAGGAAAUUUGAUGAGUAAUUCUAAUUACAAUUAUUUAUCAAAUUCAACAAUUACAAAUCCUAGUAAUUCUGUUCAAAGAAGUAGUAGUAGUGUUCAUGAAAGGAUGGCAUUUGAAACCAAGGCAUUACAUUUCAUUAGUAAAGCUAUAAAGGGUGAUUAUAAUCUCAAUGAUUUUAGUCUUAAUGAGAAAACAGGAUUUUCUAAAAAUUCUGUUGAACAGAAAGAAAAUAGUUUUCAAGAAGAUGUGAAAUUUCAUGAAAGAAUUUCAAGGAAAAAUGGGGCAUUGAAGCCUCCUUCACCUAUGCGAGACCCUCGCCAUCCAUCACCUAAGCUGCGAGAGCGUAAUUCGGAUAUGUAUUUAGAUCUCCCAACUAGAUCACUACUUGAUCCACUUUUAUCAGAAGACAACGACCUAAAGUGGCAACCAAACAAAUUAUCUGAAAGCAUAAUGAAAUGUUUGAAUUUCAUAUAUGUACGAUUACUAAGAACAUCAAGAGCAAUGGAAUUAGAGAAAUCAGGACCAGUUUCAAGGUCUUUACAUUCUUCUUUAAGCUCAAGAAGCUUCAGGGUCGAUACAGGAUCGACCCCAAAACCAAAUCUUAUGUUGCAUAAGGAAUCAAGGCAACAAGACCCAUAUGGUAUUUUUAAUACAGAAGAGUCCAUUCCAAGGGAUAUUGGUCCUUAUAAGAAUUUGGUUAUAUUCACAUCAAGUUCUAUGGAUCCAAAGUUCAUCUCAAGCCCUUCCUCUGUUCCAUUACUAAGAAAGUUAAGGAUCUUGAUGAGCAAUCUUCAGACAGUUGAUUUGAAAGGGCUUACAAAUCAACAAAAGUUAGCAUUUUGGAUCAACUUGUACAAUGCUUGUAUCAUGCAUGGAUUCAUCCAAUAUGGAGUGCCAUCCACCCCAGAAAAGCUAACAGCAUUGAUGAACAAGGCAACCCUCAACAUAGGAGGCAACAUAAUAAAUGCUCAAUCAAUAGAGCAUUUUAUUUUAAGGAAACGAGAUGCUUCUAAUAUAAAAGAGGCACAAAGGAAGUGCGAAUGGGAAGAAAAAGAAUCAGUUGUCCGUGAACAUUAUGGGCUUGAGUUUGUAGAUCCUAAUGUCACAUUUGCUCUCUGUAAUGGAACUCGUUCUUCACCAGCUGUGAGGAUAUAUACAGGGGAUGGUGUAACAGCUGAAUUGGAGAAAUCAAAACUAGACUAUCUUCAAGCUUCAAUUCUGGCUACCAGUACAAGAAGGAUAGCUUUUCCAGAACUGCUCCUAAGAAACAUGCUUGAUUUUGCUGUGGAUAUUGAUUCAUUGGUGGAGUGGGUGUGCAACCAGUUACCUACUUCAGGGACUCUAAGGAAAUCAAUGGUGGAAUGCUUUAGGGGUCAUGGUAAUGUCAAGGCCUCAACCAUUGUUGAAAAGAUACCCUGUGACUAUGAGUUCCAAUAUUUGUUGACAAUAUAAAUUUUAUAUUUCUUUUCCUUCUUACAAAACUUUGAGUAUACAAAAUAAAUGUAUAGAAGUAUUUUGAGCCAUAUUGUAUUGUCCUCUUUUUUUGGAAAGUGUCUGUUACAUAGUUUCGCUA